UUAUUAUGUAUGCCAAGAAAGGAAAAGGCAAACACAAUAAGUCAUGGAGUACCAAACACUUUUGCUAGUGAUUACCUUCCUAAGUGCAAGCAUUCUCAUCUUCAUUCUUAGAAAAUUAAACCAAACCCAAAAUCCUACAAAGCUUCCACCAGGGCCAUACCCACUUCCCAUUUUAGGAAACAUUUUAGAACUUGGCAAAAACCCACACAAGACACUCACAAAACUCUCUAAAAUCUAUGGACCAAUCAUGACACUUAAACUAGGAACCAUAACAACCAUAGUAAUCUCAUCACCACAACUAACCAAACAAGUCUUACAUGAAAAUUGCCAAAUCUUUUCUAAUAGAACUGUCCCACAUGCAAUUUGUGCGGUAGAUCAUAACAAAUUUUCAGUUGGGUGGGUUCCAACUUUAGCUUUGUGGAAGAAACUAAGAAAAAUUUGUGCUACCAAAGUAUUUUCUACAAAAAUGUUAGACUCAACAAAAAUCCUUCGCCAACAAAAAUUGCAUGAAUUAUUGGACUAUGUGAAUGAAAAAUGUAAGAAAUGUGAAGUUUUUGAUAUUGGUGAGGUUGUUUUUACAACUGUCCUUAAUUCAAUUUCAAAAACUUUGUUCUCUAUGGAUUUGGCUCAUUCCACACCUGAUGAAAAGUCUCAAGAGUUUAAAAACAUUAUUUGGGGUUACAUGGUUGAAGCUGGUAGGCCUAAUGUUUCAGAUUUCUUUCCAAUUCUUCGUCCAUUAGAUCCACAAAGGGUAAAAGCAAGGAUGGCCAAUCAUAUGAAAAAGGUGUAUAAGAUUUUUGAUGGAAUUAUUGAAGAAAGAAUUUGUUCAAGAGAUUCCAAAGCUGAUUAUGAGGUGUGCAAUGAUGUGUUAGAUUCACUUCUUAAUAACAACAAUCUUGGAGAACCCACUUCUAAAUUGAGCCACAAUGAAAUGGUGCAUCUAUUUCUGGAUUUAUUUGUUGCUGGGGUUGACACUACAUCAAGCACCAUUGAAUGGAUUAUGGCGGAGCUACUACGUUACCCGAAAACAUUAACAAAAGCAAGAAAAGAAUUAUGUAAAGCAAUCGGCAAAGAUGAAAUAAUUGAAGAAUCACAUAUUUCUAAGUUGCCUUUCUUACAAGCAGUGGUGAAGGAAACAUUGAGAUUGCACCCAGCUGCUCCAUUUUUGCUACCACACAAAUGUGAUGAAAAUAUGAACAUAUUAGGCUUCAAUGUGCCAAAAAAUGCACAAUUAUUUGUCAAUGUGUGGGCAAUGGGAAGAGAUCCAACCAUUUGGGAAAAUCCAACUAUGUUCAUGCCUGAAAGAUUUUUGGAGUGUGAUAUUAAUUAUAAGGGUAAUAAUUUUGAGCUUAUACCCUUUGGGGUUGGCAAGAGAAUUUGUCCAGGAUUGCCCUUAGCUCAUAGGACUAUGCAUUUGGUUGUAGCAUCCCUUCUACGCAACUUUGAAUGAACACUUGCUGAUGGGCUAAACCCAGAAGAUAUGAAUAUGGAUGAGCAAUUUGGGAUAACCCUAAAGAGGGCCCAAUCUCUUCGAGUUCAAGCUACUUCAUCGGCAUAGGGGGAUAUGUUUGGAGGGAAAAUGUGAUUAAAUUAAGAUUUGUGUAACCUUAAUGGUUCUAAAUUGAAGUUGUGGUCGUGGACUCGCGAUUGCAAUUACAUUUCAAAUACUUAUUUUGUGAUAAAAUGAAAACAAAUGCAGAUUGCAAUUUAUUUAUUUUUUUACGUAAUUUGCAAUUUAUUGUUGCAGUGUCGUUGUUGAGACCUUUAAAAUUGUUAUAUUGUUGCAUACUACAAUUUGAAAUUGGUCUCAAUUUUUUCUUAAUAUAUUAUAAAUGUGAACAGGUUAAUGUUUUA
Messenger RNA from Trifolium pratense (red clover), 1854 nucleotides. RefSeq names its product cytochrome P450 76T24-like. Bases 44 to 1450 code for a protein of 468 amino acids. NCBI's taxonomy places the organism in Eukaryota, Viridiplantae, Streptophyta, Magnoliopsida, Fabales, Fabaceae. Gene Ontology annotation, molecular function: oxidoreductase activity, acting on paired donors, with incorporation or reduction of molecular oxygen; heme binding; monooxygenase activity. The record is from RefSeq and is a predicted model, not a curated record. The transcript is spliced from 2 exons.